UGUGUUGGACGGGUGCGAAGUGAUGACCGAUCUGUCUAUUAGACGGAGUUGAGUGUGGUUUUUAUUAUUAUUUUAACCAUUUGUGUUUUUAUAUCGAAGAUCAUCAAUGGAGCGUCGCGUAAUAUUAGGUGUUUGGUUAAUAUUGGCGGUAGGAGAGCUUAAGUCAGGUGUGUGCCAAAGUAUUAGCGAAGAGGCUGCUACCUUCACCCCGGCGUCUGCCUCGUAUGCGGGGGUGACAGACGGGCGUGGGCAGCUGGAGACACGACACAGUCAACUGCUAGACAACACACUCACUGAGGAACCCACAUUAGAGAGUUGGGGAGCAUUUGUGAACAAUGUAACAAGUGAGGCGGUUGACUUUCUGGAGGAGGCUGAGGAUGCGAGCGACUUGAUGCUGGGAGGCGGUGCCCGGGAGGGUCACUUCUCCGGUGCUUCACGUGUUGUCUUGCCCAUUACACUCAACCUUAGAGGCUACACAUCUCUUAGCUUUCGAACAUGUCGGCAUGGCACUCUUCUCUCUCAGGAGGGCUCAGGGGGUGACACACUGGUACUUGGUGUGACAGAAGACGGUGCUCUAGUACUCUCCCUCACGCACCACGGACAGUCAUACACCACAUCGCUGGGAAGACAUCUCAACAACAAUGUCUGGCACAGAGUCUACCUCAAGUUUGAACUUGGUGUUUUUCGAAUGGGAGUGGACCAAUCAACUGUAAUGGUAGCCAACACGACUAGCUCCAGUUCACCUCUUAUUGACUUGGGUCUGUGGUCGCCCACCCCACAACUAACCAUUGGACAGAACUUCACCGGGUGCAUUCUUGAGGGUGCUGGCACUGUACUCACAAACCCUCUAGCCCUACACAUGGGAGUGGCUUGGAAUGUCUGUCCUCUUCCGGAUGGUACCGACUGUAGUGGCUAUGAUGAAGAUCAUUGCUUCUCACAGCCAUGUGGUCGUCAUGGUCAGUGCAUAUCCUCCCAAGAUGGUUAUGUAUGCGACUGUUAUGUGCGAUACUCGGGAGAGCAUUGUGAAGAAGAUUCAGGACCCCUUUGUCAUCGACCCGAAUAUCAGUGCCAUAACGGAGGGCUGUGCCAAGAAGACCGACAGGGAAAUAUCACAACUUGUGCCUGUCGUACUGGUUUUACAGGUUCCAAGUGUGAAUUACCCAUCGACGAGAGUUUUUGCGAGAAUAUCGGCAGUCUGUGUCAGAACAAUUCAACAUGUAAUGUAACCUCAUUUGCCGACACCUACGAAUGCCUUUGUUUGCCUGGGUUCAGUGGGUACCACUGUGAGGUAAACAUUGACAAUUGUGCCUCACACCCGUGUUGGCAUGAUGGUGUCUGCAUCGACAGUGUCAACGACUUCACUUGCAACUGUGAAGGCACUGGAUAUGAAGGUACAAUAUGUGAAGUUAACAUAAAUGAAUGUUCACCUUUGGAUCCCUGCCUCAAUGGAGCAACUUGUUUUGAUCAUUAUGGAGAUUAUGAAUGUGCAUGUGUACCUGGUUAUGGUGGGAAGCAUUGCGAAGUGGAGGUGCAUGAAUGUUCAUCAGACCCAUGCCAGAAUGGAGGGACAUGCGCAGACCUGCAGAAUGGUUAUAAGUGCACGUGCAUGCUGGGCUUUGAAGGAGACAAUUGUGAGCAUAACAUCAAUGACUGCUAUAAUGUGUCCUGCCCAGAAAACUCCUACUGCAUGGAUGGUGUUAAUGAGUAUGUUUGUCGAUGCAGCCCAGGCUUUGCAGGUUCCCCACCAAGUUGCCUAGAGAUUGAUGAAUGUGACUCCUCUCCCUGCCUAAAUGGAGCUUCUUGUUAUGAUCAAGAUAAUUCAUUUACCUGCAUUUGUACUCCUGGGUUUACAGGAAGCAACUGCGAGACAAACAUUGAUGACUGCACAUCAGAUCCAUGCCAAAAUGGAGGAACAUGUAUGGAUGGAAUAAAUUCAUAUGUAUGUCAGUGCCCUCCUGGCUUUGAAGGAGACUAUUGUGAAGAGAACCGUAAUGAGUGCGAAUUGAACAUUUGUGUCCAUGCUCAAAAUUGUCAUGAUUUGAUUGGUGACUAUGAAUGUUUGUGUGAUGCUGGAUGGUCUGGCAAGAACUGCGAUGAAGACGUUGAUGAAUGUGCCUCGUCCCCGUGCCUUAAUGGUGCUUCCUGCAAAGAUCGUGUUAAUGGCUUUGAUUGUACAUGCCCUCCAGGAUUUACAGGAGAGAGAUGCGAGACAGACACAAACGAAUGCGAAUCAAGUCCAUGCCGUAAUGGAGGGACUUGUGUUGAUGGAGUAAACAACUACACCUGUGAGUGUGGGGAGGCGUACAUGGGAGUAAAUUGUGAAGAAGAGUACGAUGCGUGUGGCUCCAACCCUUGCCAGAAUUCUGCCUCGUGUAUCUCAUCUCGGGGGUCACAAGAUUUUUACUGCGAAUGUAUUGAGGGAUUUGAAGGUUUGUACUGCAGCAACAACAUCAAUGAUUGUUUUGAUGUAACCUGUCCUGGUGGCAAAGUUUGCUACGAUCUGAUAAAUAGUUACGAAUGCCGAUGUCCAGAGGGUUUCACAGGAGAAAACUGCUCCAUCAAUAUUAACGAGUGCGAAAGUAGUCCAUGUCUUAAUGGAGGGGAGUGUCAUGAUGGAAUGGCUAACUAUAGCUGUGUCUGUCCUCCAGGUUACACAGGUCAUAAUUGUGAAGAGGAUGUUAAUGAAUGUGAAUUAAUACGUCCUUGUGUCAAUGGCAUCUGCGAGAACACCAAUGGAUCAUAUCAGUGUUACUGUCGGCCCGGCUUUUCUGGAGACCACUGCAACCUGGAGUUUGACGAGUGCCUCUCCCGACCCUGCCGCAAUAGUGGCACCUGCAUCAAUAGAAUUAAUGGUUAUGAAUGUGUGUGUCAGCCUGGUUUUACAGGCACUGACUGUGAUAUUGACAUUGACGAGUGUGCAAGCGCCCCUUGCCAAAAUAAUGCCACCUGCUCUGAUGGUAUUGCCACCUUCACUUGCGAAUGUCUGCCUGGCUUUGCUGACAAGCUUUGCUCCACCAAUAUUGAUGAGUGUGAGUCCGACCCUUGUAUGAAUGAGGGUGUGUGCACUGACGGCAUCAACCACUACACAUGUAACUGUAGUGACACCGGCUUCAAAGGACCACAGUGUGAAAUAAAUAUUGACGAUUGUGAGUCAUCUCCAUGCCAGCACGGGUCAACUUGUUCUGACCUUGUAAAGGAUUACAAAUGUCUCUGCUAUGAUGGUUAUCAAGGGAAGGACUGUGAAGAAGACAUCCAAGAAUGUGAAAGUUACCCUUGUCUCAACGGGGCCACUUGCUUGGAGCGCAGCAACAUAACUCUCUAUGAAUUAGAGAUCUUCUCCAACUUCACCUAUGAAACGGCUGGAGGAUAUAUCUGCGAGUGCAUUCCUGGCUUUACAGGUGACAUGUGCGAGAUAAAUAUUGACGAGUGUGAGAGUGACCCAUGUGUUAAUGGUGUUUGUUAUGAUGGAGUCAACAGUUAUUCCUGCAAGUGCUGGCCAGGCUAUGAAGGUGUCAACUGUGAAAUUGAAAUUAAUGAGUGUGAACUGACUGCUCCAUGUGUCCAUGGUUCAUGUACUGAUAAGGUGGCUGAUUAUGAUUGCACAUGUGAAAAUGGAUAUGGUGGUAAGAACUGCUCUGUAGCGCUUCUUGGUUGUAAUGGCAUCGAGUGUCUGAGUGGAGGUACUUGUGAGGCGCUGCUCAUGAAUGAAACAAUACAUGACUUUGUGUGUCACUGUCAGCAUGGAUUUACCGGGCGUAACUGUCAACAAUCUACUACACUCUCAUUAUCUGGCAAUUCGUAUGUUCUCAUCAAUUCACAGCGUCAAGAAGGAUACGAACUUGCCUUCCGAUUUCGUACUACGCUGACUAAUGGGAUUCUCGCUGUGGGGCAAGGGGAAACUUACAUUAAGCUGGAGCUUGUACAAGGUCAACUGAACUUCCACUCUUCCCUACUAAACAAGUGGGAAGGCAUUUUCACAGGAUCUGACCUGAAUGAUGGGCAGUGGCAGAACGUGAGGAUGUUAGUGAAUGACAGUCAUGUAUCCCUUGCAGCCAACAACGAAUCUACUGUUUAUCCAAUUAACCCAGUACAAAGCAUAAAUAGCUCGGACACAUCAUUUUCAACAACAGUCUUAGGUGGUGCAACCCCAACACUCAAGAUUCUUUCCAAAGGGGCUCCAUUUUUUACUGGUUGCAUGGAGGAUGUCAUAGUGGAUGGUUCAAUGAUGAUCCCAAGCACUGUUCCUGAAUCCAUGAAAGUUUCAGUUACGGAAGGAUGUCCACGCAUAGAACAGUGUAGUCCGAACCCUUGCUUGAACGACGGUGCAUGUGUUGAUCUUUGGACCAAAUACCAAUGCAAUUGCAUGAGACCAUAUCUUGGGGACACCUGCCAAUUGAGCUUCACUCCUGUCACGUUUGGGAAUGAAGAUACAAGAGACAGCAUGGUAACCGUGGUGAUCCCUGAAGUAGACCACGGAACAUAUAGGAGCCACGCUGAUGUGUCAAUGUUGGUACGCACCAGGGAGUCUACUGGCCUCAUCUUCUAUCUGGGAACUCUGGAUACUGCUCAUACCCUAGGAUUCCAAGAGACACACAUAAUUGUAGAGCUUAAAAAUGGCAAGUUAGUUACUCGUAUUUUACUGGAUGGACCUGAGGAAGUAUUCACAAUUGAAGGCUUGACACUCUCAGAUGGUGACCCACAUCUUCUUCAUGUAAAGCGCAUCAGGAAUGAGCUUGAGGUAAAUGUAGACAAUGUGCUUGUGCUAAACACUACCCUGACGUAUGGUGGUGACCUCCAAGCCCAGGUUCUGUACCUUGGAGGUGUUCCUCAGACCACAUUAGCAAGGGUGAAACGUCAGCUUGGUGUCACCAAUUUUACCACAACUAUAACUCGACCAAACUUCAAGGGAACAUUGCAAGAUAUUCGGCUAAGUAAUGGCACAGAAACAAGACUUGUACAACCAUUUCCACUACAAAAUUUGACUGAUGUCGUCUUACCUGGAGAAAAUCUACAGAACAUAGAAAACUUCAAUGUGUUGGAGGGAACAGUUAGCGAUGACAUGUGUAAUCCCGACCCAUGUAAAAAUAAUGCCCAAUGCCAUGUGACUUGGAAUGACUUUGUAUGCUCCUGUACAGUUGGGUAUAAAGGAAAAACAUGUGAGGACCGAGAAUAUUGUGCAAUAUACGAGUGCCCCGAAGGUUCAGAAUGUUACAACCUGGAUGAUGGCUAUGAAUGUCUGGCAAAUUUAACACUAAAUGGUGUGAACUCUUUCAUCAGCUACUCGCCCAGCUUUAGGAAUCCUCCAGCUCAUAUUACAGAUGUUUCCCUGGAUUAUCGAAGCCAAGUCGGUGGUGUGAUAUUUUGGGCUGCAGGAGCUGACGCUACUCUGUGGAUAGGGUUAAUGGAAGGAGCUGUUGUGAUACAUCAGGUUUCUGGCUAUACAGUCAGGAACGCUACCUUUACCUCUAACUCCACUCUGAAUGGCAACUGGCAUACUCUCUUGGUGUCUUUUGAUUUUACAGGUCUUCAGGUUAUGUUGGAUGACACAACUUUGCUGGGUACAGAUAUUGCUGUAAUUGUUAAUUUUACAUCACUUGUGAUCAAUGGAGAUAUAACGAUUGGUGCAAUCCCUGGUACAUUGUCAAGCCACAGCCUUCUGGACCCGUCUCUCAUUACCUCAACAACUACCCCAGUCACAUCUCUUCAACCUGAGGAGUCUAUGCCUAACGUGUUUCGAGGGUGCUUAGGAGCCACUAGGAUCCAAGGAGUAUUAGUGCCAUUCUUCUCACAGCUGGAUCUUAUCAACAAUACUGCAGCUAACCAAUUUCUAAGAAUGGAUGAGUCUUUCACCAGUAUUGGUUGCACCGUUUGCUACAACGAAGAGUGCAUGCAUGGAGGCGUAUGUUCCAAACCAGCAGAAGUCUUUAGUUGUUCAUGCCCAGUUGGAUUUGACGGGAAAUUAUGUGAGAUAAACAUUGAUGAAUGUGUUGGUAGCAAAUGCCUUAAUGGAGCAAAUUGUGUUGAUGGCAUUAACCAGUAUACAUGUGCAUGUAUGCCUGGCUACACUGGAGAAUUUUGUGAGGAAGAUAUAGAUGAAUGUGCCAGCAGUCCUUGCAAGAAUGGUGGCAUUUGUCUUAAUGAAGUUGCACAGUUUGUCUGCCAGUGUCCAGAGGACUUCAUUGGACUUUCAUGUGAUGAACUGAAGGUCAAGAAUUGCUCAAAUCUCAUGUGUCUUCAUGGUGCUACCUGCACAGAUAUUUUUAAUUCCUUGAGUGGUGUUGCAGACAACUACACUUGCACCUGCCCAUUUGGAUACUCCGGAGGCAACUGUGAAAAUAUCAUCGACUUUUGUACUGUGAAACAGAUACAGUGUGAACAUGGCUCCUGUGACCUGACUUACCAGGAUGAGGGCUGGGAGUGUAACUGUAUUCCUGGAUGGGAAGGCAAGUACUGCGACCAAGAUAUUGAUGAAUGCCUAUCAAAUCCCUGUAAAAACGGAGCCACUUGUACCCAUGAAACUCACAACUUUACCUGCACUUGCACUCCUUCUUGGACCGGACGAACAUGUGAAGACGAUGUAAAUGAAUGUGAAAGUUUUCCAUGCAAAAAUAACGGAGAAUGCCAUAAUCUAAAUGGGAGUUUUGAAUGUAAAUGUGAAGAAGAUCAUUGUGGACAAACAUGUUUACUGGAUAACCCCUGCUUAGAAGUUAACUGUAGCAAUGAAGGGGUCUGUGUUCACCUAUGUGAUGAGGCUUCCCCAGAGCAUAAAAACAAAACACGGGCAUAUUGUCGCUGUGCUGAUAUGUGGGAUGGAAAAUAUUGUACAUCAAAGUUUCCAAAUUUGAUGUGAAUCUGGCCAUCACUGUUGGAUGUGUGGUUGCACUUAUGUUGAUAAUUGCCAUUGUUGGCCUUACUGUUUUCUUGAUGAUGGCUAAGAAGAAACGACAAACGAGAGGAACAUAUUCCCCAAGCAGACAGGAGUUCUACAGCCCACGAGUUGAGAUGGGCAACAUGAUGAAACCCCCUCCAGAGGAAAGAUUAAUUUAAGACAUAACCCAAAAUUUGGGCUGUGAAAUAAAAUUUGUAAAUUUUGCUCAUUAGAUAGUAAGUCUGAGUAUUGGGCAUCUUUACCUUGAAGUUCACUUCAAUGUGCAUUCAAGAACCUAAAGAAAAGGUUCGUCUAUGAAAAUAAAUUGCACGUUGAGUGAGUGACAGAAUGCUUCUCAACAAGGCCACGUAUCAAGAUUUUGGUUUAUGAAAGUUGCUUAAAAAGAUGGUAUUCCUUCAUAGCUUUUAUUUGCAUUAAAUAAUUAAAAAUUAUUUAUACGUGCUAAAUAAUUGAAAGUGACAAAGACUCUCAGAAAAGUUCAGUUCAGUUACAGGCUGUUCUUGGUGGAGUGAAAAGUUCGUCAUGAACCUGAGCAAAGAUGGUAUGAAGCCUGCAAUGCGGCAGACCUACGCUGUCUUUUGACAUGUACGAGAAAUACACUGACAGUGGAUGUGUUUGUGGCCAUAGCAAUAACUAUUAAAAUCUAGGAUAAAAUAAUACAAAAAGUCUUCCAAGUCGAUUUCUAUUAUUACACAGAAGGCAAAAUAUUUGUCGUGUACUGUUUCAGUAGCAUUCAUUAAAAGGUUCGCAAGUUACUGGAAGUGAAAAAUCUUUAUAUCAAAGUAUACUUACUCUGGUAAGUAGUACAGACUAAACAAAUGUAGUGAAAGAAAGUCAAAGUGGAAACCUUGGUUCAGAAUGGUGCCAGAGGUAACCAGUCCAUCCAUACAAUAGUUUGUUGUUUCAAAUUCACAUUGAAUUUGAAUGACCUUAAUUAUAUGUUUUAAUAUUUUUAUCAAAGAUUUUCCAUUUAUAAACUACUAAUUAUGUGCACUUUUCUCAUUUUUAAAUGCUUAAAUUGCUUGUAUUUUUUAUUUCAUUAAAUGAAAUAUUAACUUAUUGCAAAGUGCUUUUCGAUGUCAUAGGAAUAAUGUAAAUACCCUCGGGAUUAAACAGAUGUGUUUAAUCAUGUAUAAUAAAUACAUAAUUUAAUAAUUAUGUUGAUAUAGUUCUAAUUUUUUGUUAACAAUUAUGAGUUUCUUACUAAGAAAUUCAGAAGCUAUUAAUCAGUGUCCAAAUAUAUUACACAGCAGUUAUCAGUAUCUUAUUAAAGAUAAGCUAUAAUAUAUUGAGGUGCUGGAGUACUCUUGAUAGCUGGCUAUCACUGAAUACAAUUGUUAUUAGGAUGGUACUUUUUUUUUGAGUUUCAAGUUACAUGAUCACUUCAGCAAGUUACAUAGGUGGUUGCAGCACUAAGUUACAUAUAUGGUUUGAGCAAGUUGCAUAUAUGGUGUGCUCUCAGUCACAUGCAGCUAUUUGUUUGUCUAUGGUGCCGUUGUUUUCUUAGUGAUGUCACGAGGUCAAUGUGUGCACGCAGUAUUGUAUCUGUUUCUAGGCUUGUAUUGCCCAGUAUUCUUCAUAUUGAUGUACAGUAUAUAAAGUGAGAAGAAAUCAACAAAUAUUUCAUUUAAAUAAUUUUUUAAUGUCUUUCCAUUUUGGAAAUUGUUUGCAUCUUUACAAAUACAGAUUUGAUAUUUGAAUUUGAAUUUUGUUCCUCUUGGAAUUUGGUAAUGAUUACAUCAGUACUAAUAAAUGAGCUGAUAAUCGGUAUUAGUUUCUUGAAUUUCAAUCGGUGAGCUUAUGAUGGGCAUUAGCUUCAUCAUUGCCAAUCAGUGAACUUAUGAUUGGUACUUGUUUCAUCAGUGCCAAUCAGUGAGCUUAUGAUUGGUAUUUGUUUCAUCAGUGCCAGUCAAUGAGUUUGCGAUUGGUAAUACUUUCAUCAGAAAUCAGUGAGCUUGCGACUAAUAAUGGUUAUAGUAGCAAUUAAUAAAUGUGAGUGUGCGUGUGUGUUGUUUUUUAUAAGAACUUCCUGUAUAGUUGUGCCACUAAUACUUAAUGAUCAAGUUUUUACUUUUGUAAACGAGGCAACACAGAUUUGCAUUCCAAUCAAAAGAUGUUUUGGUAUAUGCUUACCAAAAGUUGUACAAUUGUACCAACACAACAAAAAGUUUCUUCUGUAUAUGUUUAUGAAUAUAUACAUAUAUUUUUUAAUGAAAUAUGUGGUUGUGUAAUAUGAAGCAGUAAUAUGAAUUUCUAUCCAGUGAAUAAUAGGCUAUACUGUAUUUGUAUGAGUCCUCAUUCACUGUAGACUAGGCUUAUUUUUGUUCGUCUCUGUGAGAAACAUUCCACAAAUUAUCAUGUGUAGAACUUUAGAAUCAUUGAUGUUAUUUUAGUGAUUUCACUCUUAUGAUAUCAAUACAUAUAACUGAACUGCCACUUAUGGAUGCUUUUUGUAUACAAUUAUUUAAUGAAUUUUGACUGUACCCAGAUGAAUCUCAGAUUAAUUAUUACAAAGACCUGCAUAAAUGAUGUAUAUGCACAUAAAUACAAAGACAAAUACACAUCAAUGACAUACUGGGGCAAAACAUCAACCCUUGAGCAGUUGGCUGUGAUGUACACAAAGGGCGUUUUACUCUUUCAUUGCCCAACCACUUGGGCUGGACAGUAGAGCGACGGUCUCGCUUCAUGCAGGUCGCCGUUCAAUCCCCAACCGUCCAAGUAGUUGGGCACCAUUCCUUUCCACCGUCCCAUCCCAAAUCCUUAUCCUGACCCCUUCCCAGUGCUAUAUAAUCAUGGUGGCUUGGUGCUUUCUUCUGAUAGUUCCCUUCCCUUACACUAUCAUUCAGCAUGCUUUCUCAAUAUCAGAUUCUUAAGUUAACACUUUGCUCCAAGCCAGAUGUUAGACCAUAGGGAAAAUAAUACCCAGUACCAAUUCAAAGUACAGUAGCUUCAGGGUAGUGCAGUAGUACUCACCACCACUCUCUCGGCUUAACACACACACAAACAGCACAAUAGAAAUGAACACAAGACAGAUACAUGUAUAUAAAAGACCAAACACUUAUUCACAUAGUACGAGUUAUUACCCAGAUGUAUUGAACAUCUUCCUUGAUGUCAUCUCCCACUGUGAUAUAAUUCCCUCCUCCAAAGCUUAUUGGUAAUGACAGUGCCUUUCAUACUUAAUAAGUUGGCAGAGUUGAUAGUCAUAAAUAUGAACUCUGUAACUGCUGCUUUCUGCACUAAUGUCUGCAUUACCUGAAAUAUAGUUAAUACAGAGAAUAGUGUGGCUCAUUAAGUUUUAUAAAUAAGACCCAAGAAUUAUUAACAAAGUACAUUUUUUAUAUAUAGCAGUACUUAGGUGAACUGGUCUCAGGAAAUUGAUGAUAUGUGAAAAUACUGUAAGGAUUCUGUACUAUCCCAAUCCAUAUAUGAAUUUAAUAGCUUGUUAAAACUUGAAGAUACAAUUCUGCUAUAAUUUGUGUGAUAAAGAUUUUAGUAAGCUUGACAGAUUAUUCAUAGACUUAUAUACCAUUCUUAAAGCAGGGCAUGUCAGGGAAAAACUUCAGCAUUGGAAUUUGGAAGAAUCAUUUCAGUUACAUGUGGAUAUACAACACAAAGUUUAGUUAUUCAGCACUUUUGCCAUCAAUUACAUUAGCACAGCUCUCGAUCUAUGAUGAAUUUAAUGUUUAUAACAAUUGGUGGUUUAUAACCAUUUUUAUCUUGUUUUCCCUGAAGUAUAGUGAUUGUAACACUUGUUUGUGUCAGGACCUGAAAGCAGGUAUGAUGUAUUGAAAAAUUUUCUGAAAACUGAAGAUUAUAACAAGUGUUUUGUUAAUAUAUGUAGAUAUACUCUUUGACUAAUGGGACCAAUUUUUAUGAUAAUUGUAUUUUCUGCAUUUCAAUAUGUAUUAUUGAUUUGUUUAUAUAUACAGACAUGAAAUGUAUUGUUAGAAAUGUUCUCCAAUGCAUUGUACAGUAUUGUAAAUGUGAAAUUUAACUAUUUAAAAUAUGGCUAGAA
Messenger RNA from Procambarus clarkii (red swamp crayfish), 10904 nucleotides. RefSeq names its product cell polarity complex component crumbs (gene crb). Gene Ontology annotation, molecular function: calcium ion binding. NCBI's taxonomy places the organism in Eukaryota, Metazoa, Arthropoda, Malacostraca, Decapoda, Cambaridae. The record is from RefSeq and is a predicted model, not a curated record.